AUGCUGCUAUCAUCUUCUAGGCUCCCGGCUUCUAGUACUGCUAAUUUACGCUUGCAGGGUUUACUCGUUUUACAAGGUGUGAACUCCAUCCGGUGUCUGUCAGUAAACUCGGCCAUUACAACCGGGAUCAGAAAAGGCCGUGGAUUUGGAACCCCUAAGAAAGAAAAUGCGCCGUGGAUCCGACGUGGACGAAUUUCAUCUCCGCCUCGAAAUGCAGAAAAUGUGAGCCAGAGAUACACGGUAAAUAAGCACGAUGCCAACAGCUAUGGCCCACGAGCAGGCGGAAUAUCAAACUGGAGGCGGGACGAAAGGUCUGAUGCUUCAAAUCCGGAUGGUAAGAUGCCUGCUCGCAUGAACGGUCCCUCUGGAGACGAAUAUCCACUACAGUUCCAACGUCAGCACCAAGAAUUACCGGGCAGCAAAGCGCAUAGCAGAACUCUUACAUCGGACUCCUCGCGACGAUACCCGGAAUCGUCUAUUCGGUCCAGCGAAACGACACACUGGCGGAGGGAAAGAAGGAAACCACCGACAUAUAUAGAUAACGUGGGAGUGAGGAAGCUCGAAGCUAGUAGCGUGCUGAGCGCCAGACAGCAGAUGGGAGGAUAUGCAAAAUCAGAGGAUGAAGUAAUGGAUAUUCACCACCCUUUGUCCAGUAAAGUCUAUGUUGUGCCGCCUCAACAGAUACCAUAUUCUUCUCCCGUCUCGGAGUUCAUAUAUGGAACAUCCGCAGUCAAUGCUGCGGUAAGAUGUGGCCGCCGAAAACUACAUACCUUAUACCUGUUUGAAGAAUCAUCCCGGGAUCGCUCUGGGGUGCCAAAGUGGGAACAGCCCGAAAUACGCGCUAUUGCCAAAUAUGCAAGCUUAGCGGGUGCGCAGGUUAAACAUGUUACCGGCCCCUGGAAAACUACGCUGGACAAGAUGACUGGAAAGCGGCCUCAUAAUGGCAUGGUCUUGGAGGCAUCCCCACUUCCGAAGCCUCCAGUUCUAAGCUUCCAAACGGUCGUUUCCAAAUCCAACUCACAUUUCCUAGCUCAAUUGGCGGCUCAACCAGAAGAACAAGCUGCUGUGAAUGGCACAGAUGGCCACAUCCAAUUCGAUGCUCGAAGGAAAGACAGCAAAGCAUCCCGGUUCCCCUUCACUCUACUACUCGAUGGGAUACUUGACCCAGGAAACCUUGGAGCCAUCUUCCGAAGUGCCUACUGGUUUGGUGCAGAUGCAAUUGCUUUUUCGUCGCAGAACUCAGCACCUAUAUCUCCUGUCGUUAUGAAAGCUGCUGCUGGUGCAACCGAAGCCAUUCCUAUUCUCUCAGUUCGUGAUGUUAGCACUUUUAUGACAGCAUCUCAAGCGAAUGGCUGGAAAUUUUUCGCAGCAGACGCGCCUGAUGCAACGCUGGUUAAUGACUAUACCCGAAAAAUCCCCGUCGUGAAUAGCUUAAGUUCUCUAUCUUCUGAGCUCACAAAGGCACCAUGUGUGUUGAUGUUAGGGGGUGAGGGCUCAGGCCUGCAGCAGAAGAUAAAGAAUAGGGCAGAUUCAUUUGUUACUAUCCCCGGAGCUUAUUCAGAUAACAUUCGCGAUGAUACUGCUGGUGUUUCUAGCUUGAAUGUCAGCGUAGCCUCUGCAUUAUUAUGCGAGGCUUUUCUCUCUCGCAGACCACCUUUCAGUGGUGGUGAGACACAAGAUUCAACCGAUACCCCUACCGCAAACACGAACCGUGUCUUCUAA
This is a messenger RNA of Trichophyton benhamiae CBS 112371, 1722 nucleotides long. Its product is annotated as RNA methyltransferase, TrmH family. Gene Ontology annotation, biological process: rRNA methylation. Gene Ontology annotation, molecular function: RNA binding; RNA methyltransferase activity. Bases 1 to 1722 code for a protein of 573 amino acids. The record is from RefSeq and is a predicted model, not a curated record. NCBI's taxonomy places the organism in Eukaryota, Fungi, Ascomycota, Eurotiomycetes, Onygenales, Arthrodermataceae. Gene Ontology annotation, cellular component: mitochondrion. The transcript has a single exon.